This is a messenger RNA of Amyelois transitella, 581 nucleotides long. RefSeq names its product endocuticle structural glycoprotein ABD-5 (gene CPR24). Gene Ontology annotation, cellular component: chitin-based extracellular matrix. The transcript is spliced from 3 exons. The record is from RefSeq and is a predicted model, not a curated record. Gene Ontology annotation, molecular function: structural constituent of chitin-based larval cuticle. The coding region runs from base 70 to 462 and encodes 130 amino acids. NCBI's taxonomy places the organism in Eukaryota, Metazoa, Arthropoda, Insecta, Lepidoptera, Pyralidae.
GUCACUCAGAAGUAUAGUCGUUUAGGACUCGUUCUAUCAUAUACACCUUAAAAUUCACUAAACUUCAAAAUGAUGAAAAUUACCAUCUUCGCAUUGGCAGCCUUAGCAGCAGUAUGCGCUGUUCCCCAAGAUGCUGCUGCCCCUAGCCAACAACAACAACAGACAGUCCAGAUUGUCAAGCAAGACUCUGAAGUAGACGUCAAUGGAUACAACUUUGAGUUCGAGACCAGCGAUGGUACCUCCAGACAAGAACAAGGCGAGUACAAAAACGACACGGAUCAGCAAGGUCUGUCUGUGAAGGGAAGUUACAAAUACGUUGCCCCCGAUGGCCAGCACAUACAAGUGACCUUCGUAGCUGAUAAGAACGGCUACCAACCAAAAGAACACACCGGAGAUGACCAACAACAACAGCAACAACAAGAACCGCAACAACAGCAACAACAACAGCCUGCACAAUACUAAAAGUAAUUUUAUCAGAAUCGCUAAAACCAAAUAAUGUAAUGUUAAGUGAAUUAUAUUUUCUAGUCUAAAUGUGGACAUGUAACUCGUAGAUGUGAAUAAAAUAAACGUAUUUACCUCUU